This is a messenger RNA of Rhincodon typus (whale shark), 6073 nucleotides long. RefSeq names its product LIM domain containing 2 (gene limd2). Gene Ontology annotation, molecular function: actin filament binding. The transcript has 4 exons. The record is from RefSeq and is a predicted model, not a curated record. NCBI's taxonomy places the organism in Eukaryota, Metazoa, Chordata, Chondrichthyes, Orectolobiformes, Rhincodontidae. Gene Ontology annotation, biological process: actin filament bundle assembly. Gene Ontology annotation, cellular component: plasma membrane; actin cytoskeleton. Bases 226 to 519 code for a protein of 97 amino acids.
UGGCGAGAGUCGUGUGUCUGCUCGGUGACAUACAGGAAGGUUCAUACUCGCUGCAGCUCUGCACAAAACAGCCCCAAGUACAAGCUCCAGCUACGGCUAUCUGCAGCCUGUCCUGCUGUAACGAGGGAGAAAACAUAUGAUGCAGAGAGGCUGUUAUUAGGAAACUGAACUUCAUACACAUAUUUCAGCUUCUUACCUCAUUGCUUCUCAGGACAAGACAAAAAUAUGGCUUUUCUACGGACUGUCUCGAAAGAGCUCUGUGCUUCCUGCAAUAAGACUGUGUAUCCCAUGGAGCGCCUGGUUGCUGAUAAGCUGGUUUUCCACACCACCUGUUUUUGCUGCAAACAUUGCAAUGCUAAACUGAGUUUGGGAAGCUACGCAGCGCUGCAGGGUGAGUUUUACUGCAAGCCUCAUUUCCAACAGCUGUUCAAGAGCAAAGGGAACUAUGACGAGGGCUUUGGCCGCAAACAGCACAAGGAACUGUGGCAGCAGAAGGCAGCAGAGAGUGACUCCAAGUAAUGAUGACACCACUGUUGGGGAAGGAGCAGCUGGUUGGCAGCAAGCAAAAUGUGAAGCUCUGACACCGUGUCUCUCUUUAACUAAGGAUGUAGCAGCUGCAUUUCCUUGAUCAGCUUUAGUGUAUAAUUUAGGGGCUAUUGCUAACAUGGGGGAAGGAUUGCUGUUGUCACUAUGUGCAGUGACAUUGUAAAAAUGGUCAUUAGGAUCUCCUCUGGUCAGAAGAACUUUGAAAACAACAUAUAUACAGCAGGUGUUACAAAGACCAACCAGAGAAUAUCUUGCUGACUGGAUUUAAAUGUUGCUUCCAGGUGACAACCAGACUCAUCAUUCUGAUUUAGGAUUUAUCUACCAAUGUGGCAAUAGGGCUCAACAGCCCACUCCAUCUCCACACCACACAAUUCAAACUGGAAAUAAGGAACUAAAGUAAAAGCAGUACCAAGUUACAGGCCAGAUUAACACUGGGAUCACUGGGCUGCAUAUGACCACCCAACAAUCCUGUGUUACACACAGCAAUUCUCCCCUCAUCUAUACAUUGCUAUGUCUUUGGAAUGAUAGCCCACCUGGUGGGAUCAGUUUGCAAUUGCACAAUAUACUCUCAACAAUAUAUAUCGUCUUUAAAUGGGGUGGCUUUGUCACAGUGAAAUGGUUGUGCCAGAUAUUUUAACUGAGCUUUACUGCAAACAGAAUGUGAAGACACAAUGCCACCGACAAGUCCACUGUGACAGAUUUAUCUUUUAGCAAUUAAAGGUUGUAAUAAGCACCAUGGGAAUCAUGGUGUAUCUCACACACAGCUUGCUACACUGUAAAUUUUCCUCAUAACCCAGAGGGCAGUGCUCCCAACAUAAUGUUCUUCAAAUCAGCUCGCUUUUGCCUAGUUCCUUCACAAAAUAGAGGUGUGAAAAUAGUGUCAGUAUGGUACCACAGGGCCUUUAACCCACUUGUAUGAUCAAAUGUUUUAUCAAAUUAACUAAACAAUGAUUCGACUGUCUGACCCUUGCUCACCCCUGUAUUCCUGAUCCCAGCUUAGAGAGAGCAUGUAACUCCCAAGACCACUCACCGCCCCCCAACGAUAAUACAGAAAUCCCCUUCUUACGGAGCUCAGUAUACAAAAAUCCAAUGAAAAACAGUUGAAAGUCAGUGCCUUCCCCUUACAGUAAAGGUCAAUAACACCAUCCCAUUUGGAGGAGGUCAGUGACCCAAGCCUACAUAUUGGAGGACAGUGACCCUGGCCCACAUGAAGAACUUCAGUGACCCUAGUCCACAUGGAGGUUAGUGGUAUCAGUCCACAUUAAAGAGGUCAGUGACUCUUCCUCUACAGAGGUGGUCAGUAAUCCCUUCCCCUACAUGGACUUCAUAGAGUCGUACAGCGUGGAAAUGGAACCUUUGGUCAAACCAGUCCAUGCUGAACGUAAUCCCAAACUAAACUAGUCCCACCUGCCUGUUCCUAGCCCAUAUCUCUCCAAACUUUUCCUAUUCAUGUACUUACUAAAUGUUGUAACUGUGCCCGCAUCCACCACUUCCUCAGGAAGUUCAUUCACAUGCAAACCACAAAGGUUUGCCCCGAUAUCUUUUUUAAACCUCUUUCCUCUCACCUUAAAAAUGUGCCCCUUUGUCUUGAAAUCCCCCAUCCUAGGGAAAAGACACCUACCAUUAACCCUAUCUAUACCCCUCAGGAUUUUAUAAACCUUUAUAAGUACACCUCUCGACUUCCUAUGCUCCAGUGAAAAAAUUCCCACCUUUCCAGUCUUUCUUUAUAACUCAAACCAUCCAUAUCUGGCAAUAUCCUAGUAAAUCUCUUCUGAACCCUCUCCAGCUUAAUAAUAUCCUUCCUUAAACAGGGCAUCCAGAACUGCAUAAAGUAGUCCAGAACAGGCGUCACCAAUGUCCUGUACAACCUCAGCAUGACUUCCCAACUCCUAUACUCAAAGGACUGAGCAAUGAAGGCAAGAGUGCUAAAUGCCUUUUUAACCACCGUCUAUAUGUGAUGCAAAUUUCAAACAGUCAAUGACCUCUCCAGUCCUAACCUCACAAUAACUGUUUCAGUUUUUUUGACGGCUCUGUUGUUUUCUCAGUAGCUGGCUUAACUUCUGGAAAUUAUGCAUGUGAUUUAAUUGUGGGGAAUUCAAUGUGUUUAUUGUUGUAUUCUGAAAUCUCUGAACUUUAGAAGUGCACUCAGCCCCAAGCUCCUCAGACAGAAUGCAAUUUUUUUUCAAAUGAAACUGUGCCUCAGUAAUGGGUUAAGUGUUGAAAAUAAUAUUUUGGUACUUGAUUGUUUAAUAUGCCUGUACCUAUGCAUUUUAUAUUACGAUCCAUCAAUCACAGAUCAUUUUCGGGUUUCAUCGAAAGAUUCAGCAGCCUUUUAUACACUAUUGAUAUUUUUUCCCAGUCCAACACAGCACUCAAGAAGUACCUGUAUCACUUGCUCACUGAUCAAGUAUUGAAAUUAUUUUGUACUAAUCAGAGUAAUAACCAGGGAUGAGACGUGGACUGAUUGAACAGUGUUUAUCAGAUGCCUCUGAUAAUCCUCCAGCAUUCAGCAAAAUUAUCACAACAUCCACAUCACUUUCCCCUUCCCUUGAGCUGAGGGAGCAGACGGAUAACCUAUAUCCGAUAUUGUGCUGCACUGUCAGGAUAGACAUUUUACUCAGAAUUGACUGAAAUGACUUACGCUUGCCUUGCGCAUAAUCUCCAAAUGCAAUCUGCCCUAUGAUGCUACUGACAUUUAAAAGCCUGGAUAUUUGAAGUGCACAUGUGCAUGGGCUCUGCUGCAUUUCAGUGGCACUGACCGAUUUCUGGGAGCACCAGGAUGUUAAAUGGGUGUACCAGGGGCACCAAGAGAAUUAGCGGGAGGAAGGUACUUUCUCUCACUGUCGUUUUUGUUUACUGGCCCCAUGUGGAGUCAGUCCAAUGUAUGAAAUUCAAAGCACUAUAUAUUUUUAAACCACUCCCACAAUAACUCCAUGCCCACAAUAAUCUGUUCAGUUGUCUCAUUCCGCAAUGACCCCCUUCUGCUUUUUGAGGGGGGAGCUUCGACUGCAAAUCGCGUAAAGCUUCACUACUGUCUCACAUUCCUCACUAUUUAAAUUGGAGAUCGGAACUAUACAAGGCCAAAUCACAAUGCUACAAUAGUGUGCGCACCCCUGUUUUACAUAUCUCCGCAUAAACCCUGUUGAGGCUGCUACACCUACCUUUUUGUUACUUUACCUGGGUUCUUAAACUUGUACUUCUUUUGUCAGAAAAGGUAGGGGGUGGAGAGCACAGUGUCUCUCCAGAGUUGGUCUCCUGUCUCCCAACACCUACCUGCCAUUCACCCACUCCAUAGCCUGUUCUUUGAUUCCAUCAAGUCCACAUACUUGUUUAUCUCAACCAAUGAACAUUUUCUUCCCUCUUUGGCUUCUGAUUGUAUUUCUUUUGCACAUCAAUGCCCAGCUAGGAGUUGCUGCGAGACCACCUAGGGAUGGGCAACAAACAUCAGCUUUGCUUUUCCUAUAAAGAAAAAGUAGAAAUAAUUUGAAAUCUAUAAAUUGACAGCAUCUCCAUAGCAAUAUAGUCUGGAGUUAAAUUCUAUCCGAUUUGUAGAUCCCUAUCCUCGAGAAGCAUUUUAGUCUGUUGGGAGCUCCAGUGGUUAGCUCUGUUGUAAUUUUGUUUUUAACUCGUAUGUAUCCAAAACCACUUCACACCCAUGUUAAAAUCUUAGUAAUCCCACUGUCUAAAACAGAUGUUUUAAACUAGGAUUGACUAAUGGAAUUGGUCACCUUUUUAGACUCUCCUUCAACCACCACCUAUGUUCUGUACAUCUCUUCUGAGCUGCAACCUCUCAUUAUAAAUGUCAUAGGAAACAGUGGUCAUUCAAUCCCUUUACCCGGUUCUGCCAUUCAAUCACAUUUUGCUAAUCUUUACUGCAAUUUCAAUUCGUGCAUUUUCUCCAUAUCCCUCAACAUUCUUUAGUAUGUUUAUCGAUCUGUUUUGAAAUCUUCAAUGACCCCAGCAUUAACAGCUUUCUGAAUGAAGAAAUGCUCCCUCAUUUCAUGCCUAAAUGACUGAACUGUAAUUUUGAAAUUAUGUCUUCUUCUUCUGGAUUCCCCACCAGAGUACUUAGCUUCUUUAUUCCUGCUCUUUCAAUCAUUUUAAAAAUAAAGUACUGUCAUCAUGGCAAGCUUUCAAGGUUAAUGCAACCUAGAAAUUAGAUUUUUAAAAUGUGACAUUAUUUUGAGGAAAGUCUAUACUGCAUGCAUAAAUUUGUGAUCAGCAUUUUAAGAUCUGAUAGUGUAUGAUGUCUUCCCAAAGUGAAAAAUUUCAAGUGCUGUUUUGUAAUGGUUGCAUGCAUUUAAUAUAUUGGUGAUUCUUGUCCCUUAGACACGUGUGAUCAUUUUACUGAGAGGUGUGGAGCUAUGAUCCCGGUUAACCAAUUCCACAGGAUCUAAUCAAUGUUGGAAUUAGAACUUUUACCAAAUUAAAUAUUAAAUACAAUAACUAAACAUUGCAUAGCUCUCUGAUACAGUAUAUCUGUGGGUGUAACAGGCAUUUUUUGAAAUUACUAUUAAGGGAUCAUGAUAAACUGGCUAAUGAUUCCUGAACCUUGGCCUGUGGGUGGAGCAACUGGGCCUCAGAGUUUGCCAAAUUGGUGGACAAACCCUGACUGCUGAUCAAUAUCCAAUGAAUCCAGUUAUAAGUGGAUUUUGGACAAGGAAAGCAUGGGCUCAAAAUGGUGGCCAAACAGCUUUCAAGCAUGCAUCAUCUAUUUACAGAAAGCCCCAUUAAGUUAAAGUUUUGACAUGUGGAACUGUGCCCUAUUAUGGGUUGACCAAUUCAUGAGGAGAAGGGGGGAAAGAGAACACAAAAUAAAUUUUAGGCACCUACUGAUCUCACGAUUCGCUAAAGAUUGGAUAGAAAAAGAUUUCCCUAAAAGAAAGAAUUAAAAAGCAAUGAAUGAGACACUAUCCAUUACACAUUUUAAGAAAUAAUCCCACAUUGUAUAUGCUGAAUGCGAAAAGCUCAAUGCACUCAGGAUACAUAAAAUGUUAACAGGCCAUUUCACUUUGUUUGUACUGACUACAACUCCUUGUUAUACAAGUGAGGAUUUGCGGGUACAUUUUGUGCAUACUGUGAAAGGAAUAUAACACUGAUUUUAAAAAAAAUAGACUUCCACCAUCUGGAGCAUUUUGCUUUUGUAAAUAUGAAUGGGGGUUGUGGAGUUCAAAGUAUGACCUUAUGUCUAGUUGUAUUCAAUUAACACAUCUAUCUCUUCCCAUCUCAAAUUAUUUUGUUUACGAGUUGUAAGACAAUUCAUUGUUUCAUUACUCACUCUCCAUCCCACAAGCCAUUCACAGAAUAUUCUUGCAGAGAGCUGUCACUGUCUGGUUACUGCAUUUACAACUUAUUGUUACACGUCGGAUAUCCCUUGGUGCACAGGCCUUAUAAACAUUGUAUGUUUGUACCUUUUUUACUGUUUGUAUCUCUGAUCAUGACUGUUAAAAGUGCUGCUUUUGAAUCUGUGAUUUCACUUCUGCUUUACAAAUGUUAGAGUUUUGACAUUAAAAUAUACAUUGUGUAA